Messenger RNA from Oreochromis aureus, 799 nucleotides. Its product is annotated as probable E3 ubiquitin-protein ligase RNF144A-A. NCBI's taxonomy places the organism in Eukaryota, Metazoa, Chordata, Actinopteri, Cichliformes, Cichlidae. The record is from RefSeq and is a predicted model, not a curated record. The transcript is spliced from 3 exons. The coding region runs from base 22 to 702 and encodes 226 amino acids.
UUCAAGUCGCCGAGAGCGCUGAUGUCUUGCGGCCAUGCUGUCACUCCCAUGUCUCUCACCAACUGGUGUCUUAGCUUGUUGAAUCAGGGCGAGAGCAGGUUUGUGUGCGGCCAAACUGAAUGUCAUGCUGAGUGGUCUUUUGAGGAGGUUUGUAAAAUGGCUCUUCUAACCCCGGAAGAAAUCGAGUACUUUGAAAAGAAAAUGUUCAGCAACUCUAAGGAUGUUUUUGAUGUUAAAUCAUGUCCUGGCUGCAAGUCUUCAGUGCUGAGAACUGACUUCAGUAAUCUGUGUACUAAAUGUACAGUGUGCACAGCUGAUCUAAAUCGGACUUUUACGUUCUGCUGGCAGUGUUUGAGGGAGUGGAAAGGUCCGUCCCCACGUUCAAACCGAUGUGAAAAUCAUGGCUGCAUCAAUAAGUCCUUAGAAACUCUGAGAAAAUGUCCAGAUAUCACCUUCCAGAAUGUGGAGGGCAUCACUGGCUGUCCCUCAAUCCGUGCCUGUCCCACAUGUGGCUUCCUAGUGGAACAUGACACAACUGGGUGUAAAAACAUCUUCUGUACACGUUGUAAGGUGCAGUUCUGCUUUGUUUGCCUCAAAAUGAAAGAGGAAUGUUUUGAGACGAGUGAAUAUUACAAACCUUGUUCCAGUGGCGUAGCCCCUAGACAGACUUCUAUACCCGUGUGUCAGUGGGAUGAUUGCUAGAUUGUUACAGAAAUGUUGUUAUUAUGUUAUUCACAUAGAAAAACUAUCAGCUCAGUAAGCUGGUAAAGCCUGAUUUGAAAUUUACCACUAAGCUACA